Molecule: messenger RNA, 2085 nt
Organism: Lingula anatina
Lineage: Eukaryota; Metazoa; Brachiopoda; Lingulata; Lingulida; Lingulidae
Product: toll-like receptor 4
Biological process (GO): signal transduction
Cellular component (GO): plasma membrane
Molecular function (GO): signaling receptor activity; protein binding
Source: RefSeq, a predicted model, not a curated record
AUGACGAGGGCCAGCUUCCACACGGGGUACUUACUCAUACAUGUAUUGGUUUCCCUGUGGGCGGCCAUGCUGGGAAAAACGACAACUAUUUCAUCCCACAAGUGCGACGUUCACGUGGACCACGGACUAAGAAACGAUACAUUGGCAAACUGCUUGGGACGAAAUCUGCGUGCGGUUCCAGCAGAUCUCCCGGUUACAACAACUGUUGCUGAUUUCUCGAACAAUGACUUUAGGCUCAUACAUAUGAAACAGUUCCUGUUCCUGUCCAAACUGAGAGUAUUGCAUCUCAGAUCGUGCAAUAUAUCUUAUCUGAAUAAAGACGCGUUUUACGGUCUUGGCCUUCUAGAAGUAUUGGAUUUGAGCAGCAACCAUCUACGUCAUCCAUCUGAUCAAAUUUUUAAAUCGCUGAAGUCUGUAAUGACUAUUAAUCUGUCCUAUAAUAGAGACAUCUUUGGGGUGUCACUGUCAACAUCCCUCUUUGAAGCUUUCAAGGACCUGCCCCAGCUUACUGAACUAAGGCUGGACUCCUGCGGCAUACAAUCGUUCCCGUUACCGGCCCUACAUCCUUUCAGAGACACAAUGAAGAACAUUGAUCUCAGUCAGAAUAACUUGGACACGGAUUGGUUGGAAGGGACACUCAAUAUCUGCCCUAACCUAACGGAACUUUAUUUUGUAAACAAGUUAGAUUCCUCCUUUGUGAAAAAUAACAAAGCGACUUAUUCCGUUGACAAUCACUCAAGUAUAAGGACUUUGGUUUUUAGGCCUAACAAACCACAGGAAAUUGAACAUUUGGUCUUCAAAAAUCUGUCUUCCCUGGAACGGCUCAUCCUCAGUGGACUUUCAAAUAGUGCUUUUAUGAUUGACACCUUCAAUUUGAGAAAGCUAAAGCUUCAGGAUUUACAACAAUUACAGAUCUUGGACCUAUCUAGAAACGGGGCAUACCUACACUGUGACAUCCGGAGAGCAGAUUACUUCAAAGGAAUGCCAAAUCUUCAAGAAUUACGCAUGAGUUAUAACAGACUGUAUUCCACCAAUGUCUCUGUACGCAUUGCUAUGUUUCAAUCUCUUGGCAAUUUAAUAUCCUUAGAUUUAAGUAAUAACUUAUUAUUUGAACUACCAGUGGGAAUGUUUGACUCUAUGGUGCGUCUCAGACUUCUGAUUCUUUCACACAACAAACUGCGGACAAUUCCCAAGGGACUAUUCAGAAACUUGAAACAACUCCACACUCUAAGAUUAAACUCCAAUUCCAUAACCAUUAUCCAAGAUGGCGCCUUUGGUGGCUUGGUGUCUUUAAAUGUACUUGAAAUGAGGGACAAUAAGUUAAUCUGUGACUGCAAUAUACGGUUGUUUCAGCAAUGGUUGGAACGACUUGACAAUAAGGACUCAGUCGAGUUUUGCUUUGGCUCUUACUCAACAAACAAAAUUCCUAUUACUGAGUUCAAACCUGACUGGUGGCAAUGUGAUAAUAAUACCACGAAGGUGGCGGUUAGUGUCCUUGGACUGGCAUUAUUCAUAGGUCUUAUAGCUGGUAUUGUUUACUAUGCACGAUGGGACAUAAGAUUUGCUUUCGUCGUCAGGUUCGGGUGGCAAUGCUGUGCUAAGAAACCAAAAGAUGCUGACGUCAACCUUGUAAAAAUAUUCGAUGCUUUUGUGUCUUAUAGUUUAUUGGAUACGGCCUGGGUUGCUGCCGAGCUGAUCCCAAAUCUGGAAAAUGACGAACAAUUCAACUUUCGUCUUUGUAUCCACGAGCGCAAUUUCCUUCCCGGCAACUCUAUUGUAGAAAGUGUUGAAGGAGCCAUGGACAGCAGUUACAGUGUCCUUUUCUGGAUUACUGAAAACUUUCUGGGAAGCGAAGUUUGUGAUUUUGAACUGAAUUUGGCCAAAACCAAGCUUUUUGAAGGUAGUAUUCGCUCGGUUAUUUUCAUAUUCGAAAAAGGUUUUGAUAAAACCCAACUACCGCAGCCCAUGGGGAUAAUGAUGCGACAUUGCCGUUGUCUUUACUGGCCAGACAUGCGACUCCGCAAAAGAGAUAUUUUUUGGAAAAGACUGAAGCUUGUCUUAUUGGAAAACAGAGACGAGCACUAG